AUGGGCUUGGCAUACAACGUUUACCUCAACUGCAAGCGAAUCUAUGGUUGCAAGACUUGCAAGACUCACCUGGCCGACCAUGAUGACAUAGUGAGCAGAAACUUUCGGGGACAGCAUGGCAAGGCUUUCCUGUUUAACAGCGUCGUCAACAUUGUUGCUGGCGAGGCUGGCGAGCGCAACAUGACUACUGGAAGACACGUCGUGCGAGACAUCACCUGCAGGCAAUGCAAAGAGACGGUCGGCUGGAAGUACGACAAGGCCUACGAACCUGCUGAGAAGUACAAGGAGGGAAAAUACAUUCUCGAAGCAGAAUUGCUUUGCAGCGUGAAUUGA
This is a messenger RNA of Aureobasidium melanogenum CBS 110374, 333 nucleotides long. RefSeq names its product yippee-like protein. Gene Ontology annotation, cellular component: ubiquitin ligase complex. The coding region runs from base 1 to 333 and encodes 110 amino acids. Lineage: Eukaryota; Fungi; Ascomycota; Dothideomycetes; Dothideales; Saccotheciaceae. The transcript is spliced from 2 exons. The record is from RefSeq and is a predicted model, not a curated record.